GAGAUCUCCCACAGUACUACAACGAUACACACUGCUCACCGCCAUAGUACACGCCGGCCUUCAAACUAUACAUGUGAAACUCAUUGGAAACACUACUUUACACGGAUGGAUUACGUGUUUUGAAAUUUUCCCGUGGAUUUUAUUUAGAAGUAUUUUGUGAAAAUGUUAACUUCCAACUCUCAGUAUGAGUAUCUACAUCCAGACUACCUCCAGCCUUUACCUACCACGUUGGAUGCUAAGAAGAGUCCAUUGGCAUUACUUGCUCAGACAUGCAGUUCGAUAGGAAAGGAUCCUACCCCAUCGAAACCUAUCAUACCAUCUUUGGGUAAAAAAGACAAUGAGAAAUCCCGCGACAAGUCGGAGUCGCCGGAGACCAAACGUCCCGAAUCCAACAGUAGUAAAGGUACAGGUCGUGAUUCUGUUGACAAACCUGGAUUUAGGACUAUUCCCUCAAAAGACAUUCCUCCACUAGUUCCAAUAUCUGCGUCUAGUGACAAAGCCAAGUCUCCGUCAGUUUCUCGUGAAUCAAAAUCUAACGAAAAUGUGAGCACAUCGGUUGUGUCUUCUCGUCCGGGGUCACUCCCGGCAUCAUUGACAUCAUCGACAACGACCAGUGUUGUUAGUUCUACGCGGACGAGCACAAGUUCUCACAAGGAGACGGACAGUCGAGAAAAUUUAACCACGUCAGCAUCUGCCCCUAAACCCGGCAGUCGCCCGUCCCCUGAUCACGUGUCCUACAAACCCUCCAGCCACCCUUCAGCUGCCAGCUAUGGAGGGUACCCGCCAUUCGGACCAACGUACCCAGGUUACCAACUGAUGUCUCCUCAUGGACUACCCGUCGAUUCUGCGGCAUCAGCCAUGGGCUACCCGUCUUCCUUGACGGCUCACGGAUACGCCGCCGCUGCCAACGCUGCCGCAGUGGCAGCAGCUCAAAGUGCUGCCUCUUUAAAACACGCGUCGGCGGCGUCAGCUAUGUCGCCUUAUGUAACAUAUGCUCGUGUGAGAACUCCGGCUGGUGCCACUACCCUUGUACCCGUAUGUCGAGACCCUUACUGCUCCAACUGCCAACUGACAUUGCAAACAUCCCAUCUAUCAUCAACUUGUAAUGCUCCUGGAUGUUCCCAGUGUGCCCACGAGAAGUCCCUCCAGAGUCUCAGUGGGCUGGGGGCACUGGGAGGCCUCCCUCCAAGCGCGUCACUGUCCGUACUUCCAGGGUUUUCCGCAGCCAGUGCCCUAUCAUCUAGUGCUGCCGGAUUGACGUCUUUCCCCUCAAUUUCUUCUCUGUACCCUCACAGUGCUAUGAGUGCCCACCAAGGACUACCAUUUGUUUGUAACUGGGUAUCGGCAGGCAACGAAUAUUGUGGUAAACGUUAUGGCACAUCAGAAGAACUAUUACAACAUUUGAGGACACAUACCACGGCCACAGACACUUCCUCCUUGGCCGCGGCAUACGGCAGUCUCAGUGGUCUCGGGGGACUGACCGGUUUGCAUGGACACUUGACUGCCCCUGGGAGUAUAAGUCCUAACUCCCUCCGAAGGUCGUACCCUACUAGUCUAAGUCCAGUGAGUGGACUUUUAGGGGCAAGCAGAUACCAUCCAUAUAAAUCUCAUAUACCAGGUGCUCCCGGGGCCCUGCCUCCAGGACAACCCCUCCCCAGUCUCGGACCUUACUAUUCACCGUAUGCUCUAUAUGGCCAAAGAUUAGGAGCGGCAGCCGUUCCUUAAAUUCCCUUAAUAUUUCACGGAACUUAAUGUGAUUUUUUUCCCGAGGAAAUCCUGGAUAUAUACACGAAGUCCAUGUUAAACUUGACAAUGCUCAUUAUGCAGAACGUUUCCAUAUGUGAAAAUGAUUGGCGUGAAUGGAUUAGUGUCUCUAUUUGGAAUAUUGUGUGUCAAUUUACUUAAAAGUGCUGUCAUAACAAAAUAAUAACACUUGUUUGGGGGACCAGUAAAAAUAUUAGAAAUCAUUGUUCAAAUUUUAGUUAAUUAGGAUGUAUCGUCCCGGUUAUUUCACACAGUAUUUAUUCUCAUACAUUUGAGACAUAUAUAUAUAUAUAUAUAAUUUAUUCAAAACAGAAAUUGAAUUCUAUGUCCUGAUUAAUGGAUUAUGACUCGUUACACUGUUGAUGUGCCAAUUAAAUUGGAUGCUGGAGAGUAUAACAUCUAUCAAGUGAGUGCUACAACACCGGGGUGAUAGUCGAUGUGAGGAUGAGGUGUGUGAAACGUGAACAGAAUGGCAAAGUGUUGAAUAAUUGUUUGUAUGUUUGAUACAGAAAAAUCUUAUUUUAUUAAAAUAUUACCUAAAACUA
This is a messenger RNA of Ylistrum balloti, 2309 nucleotides long. Its product is annotated as zinc finger protein Noc-like. Gene Ontology annotation, cellular component: nucleus. The transcript is spliced from 2 exons. Bases 163 to 1725 code for a protein of 520 amino acids. The record is from RefSeq and is a predicted model, not a curated record. Gene Ontology annotation, biological process: negative regulation of DNA-templated transcription. Lineage: Eukaryota; Metazoa; Mollusca; Bivalvia; Pectinida; Pectinidae.